UCCAUGUUGAUUUGUGAUUGUGUGGUUGAAACACGUGUACUCUUCUAUAAAAAUUGACUUUUUGCAAAUGAUUUUACUUGUGAAUCUGCUCUGUACAUUCAUUUGAUUUAUCAUGUCAAGAAACCAUUGUAUAACAUAUUUGUCAUUUGUAUAAUAUUUAAGUUUUGUCUAUUGGUGGAGUCGGACGCUUCAGGGAACCUCAGAACCCAAGCUGAAUUACAGUGACAAUCCUUCCACUUUCUUCCUUUUUUGAGAAAUGGAUGGGAAGCUGACAGGUAUAGGAGUAAAGCAGGAGUAAACCUAUUUCACUACAGCAUAGGCAAUUCGAGACGUUUGAUCCCAAGUGAAAAACUAGUCAUGGCCAAAGUACGGAAUAAUAGAGGCCGAAAACGAGCGGGUCCAAAGCCGAAGCCUCAGACCCAAUCCAAACCUAAAAUGAAUCCUUUUGAGAUUCAUAUCAAUAAAUCAAAACAUCAGGUUCUAGGCAAAAAAGCAAAAAAUGCUGUUGGAUAUCCAGGAAUUGCCAGACACAAAGCCAUUCAAAAGAGGAAAGUUACUCUUCUUCAAGAAUACAAAAUAAAAGAUAAAGCCAACAAAUUUUUAGACAAGCGAAUUGGAGAGCGAAAUUCAGCAAUGACGAAUGAUGACCGCAUCAUGGCAAGAUUUACUGCAGAACGCUUAAAGGAGCACAAGACGAAGAAAUCAAUAUUCAAUCUUGACGAUGAUGCAGAAAUAAACGUUUUAACUCACAGAGGAAGAACUUUAGAAGACGUUGAGAAGUUUGAUGAUCCUCGCAGUGAUGAUGAGGAUGAAGAAAAUGUAGGAACUGCUGGUGGCCGCCUUGAUGCUGACUUUGUAGAAGAAGCUCACUUUGGAGGAGGUCUCUUGAGCAAAUCCAACAAACCAAAUAAUCAUCAAGAUUUAAUCGAAAAACUUAUUCUGGAAUCGAAGAAGAGGAAGGCUGAAAAAAUGAUGAAUAAGGAGAAAACACUGGAGUUGACACAAAAAUUAGAUGCCACAUGGAAAGAACUCAUUCCUUUGGUUUCUGCCUCAUCAAAAAAACCCGUAGAGGAAGCAACGAAGGACGUCGAAGGGAAAGAUAAAAAUUCUUACGAUAUUGCCUUACGUCAACUUAAAUUUGAAGCCCGUGGGCUGCCUUCUGACAAGCUAAAAUCUGAAGAGGAAAUCAUUCGUGAAGAGAAGGAGAGAUUAGAAAGUUUGGAGGCAGAGCGUCUACGGAGGAUGAAAGGCAUUGAAGAAGACAAGAAAGUUGAGAAACCUAAACAUCAAAGUGCUGAUGACUUGGAUGAUUGUUUCUAUGGUUCUGACAAUGAGGAUGAUGAAACCCUUACUUAUAAUAAUGAGGGAAGACCCAUAAGUGGAAUCUUGAAGAAGCUUAAUGCAGAAGCCGACGAGAAGAGUGCGAGAACAGGAUCUAGUUCCAGUGAGGAGAGUGGAGAAGAAGAUAGUGACUCCUCAGAUUCCGAGAAAGGAGAAGAAGGAGACGAAGACGGCAAUGAAUAUGAAGGAGAAGGAGGUGGAGGAGAAGAAAGCGACAGCAGCGAAGAUGAUCUCUCUGACUUGAAAAGCGAUUCAAGCGACGAUGAUGAUUCUGAUAAUGAAGGAACAGAAGAUGAUAAAUCUGAAAAUUUGGUAGGAAAUAAAAGAAAGCUUACCUCUGAUGAAAUAGUGCCGAAUAAAAAAACCUCUGCCAAGAAACUUAAGUCCAAUCAGUCCGCUGGAGAUGAUUCUUCCAAACCUGUCGAUGAUGGCAAAGCAGACUCUGCCAAGAAAGUAAGAUUUGGUGGAGUGCAUGAAGAAAAGGAGAAAAGUCCUUCAGCAGCUCUGAAAGUGGACCCUGCUGUUUUUGCUGAAAUUCUCAAAAGGAAAAAAUUGUUGAUGGAAUCCGCCAGGAAGGAAUUGCCAUAUACUUUUAAAGCACCUGAAAGCUAUGAAGAAUUAGAAAAUGUGCUUGCUAAUAGAACAGCUGAGCAGAAAGCAGUCAUAUUAGAAAGAAUGAUCAAGUGUAAUCAUCCAAGUCUCCUUGAAAGCAACAAAGAGAAAUUGAAAAACUUGUUUGCGCUCUUACUGCAGCAUUUGCACGACUUAGCUUCUUCGACCAAUCCAUUGGAAUGCUGGUCAACAUUAGAUUGUAUGGCUCCCUAUCUAUACGAUCUGUGUCAGUUUUGUCCAGAAAGUGCUGGUAACUGUCUCAGAGAAGUCAUCAAAGAAAAGCAAAACCCAUACCGGAAAUUGCAUCGAUCUUAUCCAAGUACUGAUUCGCUGCUUUUUUUCAAACUAAUCUCAUUGUUGUACCCAACAAGUGACCUUCGACAUCCUGUUGUCACACCUUGUAUUAUUUUAAUGCUUCAUAUCCUACAUCAGUGCCGAUUGGAGUCGAGAAAAGAUAUUGCAUCAUCACUUUUCAUCAUUGCUCUGAUUCUAGAGUACACUGAACUAUCCAAAAGGUACGCUCCAGAGGUUGUAAAUGUGAUCCAAGCUCUUCUCUCCAUGGCCUCACCUGAUGAAAAUCAUAAAGUGUGUCUUCCUGGUCUUCCAAGACAUAAAGUUUUAGUUCUUUCUGAAUCAUUUGAUAAAAAUCAGCUCUCUGCCAAUAAACUAGAAAUAACAAUGAAAGCAGUUGAUCUCAGCGAGGAUAGUGACAAUUUUGACGAUAAUUUCAAACUAAGAGUCCUUGCGACCAUUUUCAAGUUCAUUACGCAAUUUGCGUAUAGGUACAAUAGUCUUCCAGCCAGUCCGAUGAUAUUUGCUCCAAUCAAGAAUAGCAUUAACAAGUUGCAGGUGGAAAAAUAUCCUGAUUUUCUUUCUUCCCUAGUGGAAGAGUGCAACUCGGCUCUAGAAACAGCCAUCGACAAAAAAUUGGAGGUGUUGACGAAAGAAAAGGAAAAGCCAAAAAUUCUGAAACUAUAUGAGCCGAAAAUAGUGCCAGUGUAUGAUAUGAAAUUCUUGAAGGAAAAAGAAGGUGACCCUAAAGCAGAACAUGUCAAAUUACUCCGAACGUAUCGUAAAGAAAUGAAAGGUGCUAUGCGUGAGAUUAGAAGAGACAAAGACUUCAUAUCUAGAAUUAAAUUCAAGGAACAGGCCAAGAGUGAUGCAGAACGGCGGCAGAAAGUCAAGGAGAUUUACUCCUGGGGUGCUGCGCAGCAAGGAGAGCUCAAUCAGAUGGCUCGCAAGAAAAAGAAGAAGUGAUCCUCACAAUUGUACAAACGUUUGCUGGUCACCUGGAAAACGGGAUAUCAGGGAAUUCUCGAAAACUAAGAUCAACUUAUUUUUGUAUUGUAGCUGUAUUAGCAAGCAAAUGUGGCUUGUAGUGCUGUGCCGUUCUUUCACUCCCAUACACGUGAGGGGAAAGUCGAUAAAUUGGUUACCUUUUUUUUUACUUACCCCUCAGAAAAAAUGAGGAAAAUUUAAAUCUAUUCUUAAUCCCAUCUGAAUAAUUGAACAAGGCCUUUGAAUUGAUUUCUGAAGCCAUGCUUAGCAAUUUUCUGCUUAUUUUGGAAUCAUCAACUAAAAUUUUUCAAGCAUGAGGGAAUUAUUUUACUUUCAUCUGCUGGUACAGUUAACUUCCUCUGAAUCAAACGCUCUUUACAUGGAAUUUUCCUUUAAGUCAAACUUUCUUACGGCCCCAUCGAAUUUUUUAUAAGAAGUAAGAACAAAAAGCCCUCUAAGUGGAACUAACAAUCUGGUCCCUAUGCAGUUUAACUUAGAGGAAGGUAAUUGUAAAAUGCCAGCAAGUAUAGGCAUGAAACCUACUCACUGUCACCUCCUAUUGGUUUAUCUGACUUGUAUGCACAAAGCCUGUUUUGAAAAGCUUGUGUACAGAAGCUCUGUCAGUGUAUUAGAGUCACGCUAAGUCAGUCUACGCCCGUUUGGACAGUAGAAGAGGAUCGUCUGAUGUCAUUUUAGCAUCGAAAGAAAGUGCAAGUAUGAAGAUGACAGAUCUCCUUUGCAGUCUCCAAGUUGAUAGACCUAUUUUGCAUGGACUCUAAAUUCAGACUGCUUUGAGGACUGUUUCCCUACGCUGUUCUGCUGUAGCUUCUACAUUCCCACCUAUUCUUUUCGACAAUGGCUGAAAACCAUGCUCAGGAGUUGUUUUGUUUUUGUAAAGGUUAACCGUAAAGUUAACCUUCCAUCAAGUGCUCAUGUCUUAACAGCGUGAUUGUUACGUUAUUUUAAUGUAUGUAAUUUUCUAUUUGAAUAGAAUAUUUAUUCUACUUCAAAAGGAAUUUCCUAAUUGAAUUAGAUGAAGUUUUCGAUUCUA
This is a messenger RNA of Bemisia tabaci, 4282 nucleotides long. Its product is annotated as Nucleolar protein 14 homolog l(3)07882. Lineage: Eukaryota; Metazoa; Arthropoda; Insecta; Hemiptera; Aleyrodidae. The record is from RefSeq and is a predicted model, not a curated record. Gene Ontology annotation, cellular component: small-subunit processome; Noc4p-Nop14p complex; nucleolus. Gene Ontology annotation, biological process: maturation of SSU-rRNA.